Sinocyclocheilus anshuiensis is the source of this 362-nucleotide messenger RNA. RefSeq names its product cytoplasmic FMR1-interacting protein 2-like. Gene Ontology annotation, molecular function: small GTPase binding. Gene Ontology annotation, biological process: regulation of actin filament polymerization. The annotation marks the transcript as partial. Lineage: Eukaryota; Metazoa; Chordata; Actinopteri; Cypriniformes; Cyprinidae. The record is from RefSeq and is a predicted model, not a curated record. The transcript has 4 exons.
AUUAUGCCCUCACCAAAUUCAAGAAGCAAUUCCUCUAUGAUGAGAUAGAGGCCGAGGUCAACCUGUGUUUCGAUCAAUUUGUGUACAAAUUAGCUGACCAGAUAUUUGCCUACUACAAAGCAAUGGCUGGAAGUGUCCUCCUAGACAAACGCUUCCGUGCGGAGUGUAAGAACUACGGUGUGAUCAUUCCAUACCCGCCUUCAAACCGCUACGAAACACUGCUCAAACAGAGACAUGUGCAGCUGCUGGGUCGCUCCAUUGACCUGAACAGAUUGAUAACCCAGAGGAUCUCAGCAGCCAUGUACAAAUCCCUGGAUCAGGCUAUCAGCCGCUUUGAGAGCGAGGACCUCACCUCCAUAGUG